Manihot esculenta (cassava) is the source of this 1043-nucleotide messenger RNA. RefSeq names its product protein BREAKING OF ASYMMETRY IN THE STOMATAL LINEAGE. Bases 53 to 871 code for a protein of 272 amino acids. Gene Ontology annotation, biological process: regulation of asymmetric cell division. The record is from RefSeq and is a predicted model, not a curated record. The transcript has 5 exons. NCBI's taxonomy places the organism in Eukaryota, Viridiplantae, Streptophyta, Magnoliopsida, Malpighiales, Euphorbiaceae.
CUCCCCAUUCUCCUCUCAAACUGUUUUCCUGGAAGAAUAAACAGAAUUAACCAUGUGUACGCCAUGGCCAACGACCAGGUUUAUUCGAUGGCGACUCAAAGACUGUGUAUCUUGUUUCUUGGCCUGUAGAUUUCCUCUGGAUGAUGACCCAGAUAGAGUUUGCAGUUCAUUGCCUCAACAACCCACGAGGAACAUGGUUUUUGACGUCAAGAAGGAUGAGAAGAGAGGCAGAAGGGCUGACAUAAAAUUGUCAAGGCGAAAUAGAUAUAGAAACGAGACACAAUUAAAUCCUGAGGAUGGAAACACUGUUUCAAUGGAAAAUAAGAGCAAUGACCCAGGCUGGCAACAUUUUCAAGAUGAAGACUACAUAGUUUUCUGCUUUAAAGAGGAUGGAACCUUUGAUGUUGUGAAAGAUAGCAAGUCAGAAGAAGCAUUGGAGCUCUUUGAUUCUGGGAAUAGAAAUCCAAGGCCUGUUAUAAGAAAGCUUAAUUAUAGCAAGGUUCCAGAGACAGUCAAGAAGAGCAGCCAUGAAAAAAUCUCAAAUGCACAUGGCAAUGAUACUUGCCUCAGAAUUGGAGAAGAGCUUAUUACUGUUGAAGAGGAUGAGGAAGAACAGAACAGCUACCUGGAAAUAGAGUCACCUUCCGUUGCCAGCAGCAGGUGCUAUAAAUUUGAAAAAAUGGAAAACCAUGGGAUGCUCUCUGUCGAAUCAUGCGAUUCCAAUCUAUCAGAAAGCAGCACAGGAUCAUUUUCCUUUCCUAUAUUGCAUUGGGAGCUGAUGGGAAGUCCUCCACAAAUGCCAAAAUCGCAGGGCUUCUACAUAAAGAAGCAAAAAUUCACCUGUGCUCGUUUUCAGUGUUGUAGAUUCUAAUCUCAACAUUUCCAUUUGUCUAAAUUUUUGUUCUUUGGAGAUUGAUUGGCUUCAGCAUACAAUCUUAUCAUUCAAUUACCAUUUAUCAAUAAACAACAUCAGACAUCUUACCAAUAGCUGACUUCUUUUCUAUGCCCUUGCCAAUAUGUGUAUAUACCAUACUCAUGCACUC